Messenger RNA from Pimephales promelas (fathead minnow), 1517 nucleotides. RefSeq names its product chromosome 20 C2orf81 homolog (gene c20h2orf81). The record is from RefSeq and is a predicted model, not a curated record. Lineage: Eukaryota; Metazoa; Chordata; Actinopteri; Cypriniformes; Leuciscidae.
AUUAAAACAUGUUACGAGUGAGCGAGCUGCCUGUGACAAGAUGGCCGCCAGGUGCAGACGUCGACUUCCAUUGCAGCGUGGGCGAUAUAUCUAGCCUUUUUUUUUUGGUCGACAUCUAUGCUCUGGCCUGGCUGCUUGGCAACCAGGAUCUACACGAGAUAAACAGUUAUUAUUCGUUUAUUUUUGCCAGAGAAGUGAAGACCAUGCGUCGCUCUGCCGCCAAAUCUCGGGCCGAUAAAAGCCGCAUCGAUUCUGGCUCAGUUAAUGCUGCUCCUCCACCACCACACUCGGUCCAGCCCGUCGAAGCCGUGGACAUUGUGCCGGGACUCCUAACCGAGUCCACCUGGACCAGCAUGCUCAACAAGGAGGAGGGGGAGGAGGUGGUGGUGGACAUCAUAGCGGAACUAAUGGACAGACUGAUGGACCGAUGUUAUCAGGUGUAUUUAAAAAGACAGUUGAUACCCUUCUCGGUUUGGUGGGCCCAAAAUAACCUGGUUGAGACGAUAGAAUGUCUUUUCCUGAUGAGAGAUGAGGGGGACGAUCCAGAACAUGAACCCUUUUGGCAAGAGGACUCAGAACCUCAGCCUUGUGCUAUUGAUGCUUGGGCUGAGGGAUGUGUGCCGGUGUUGCAUUCUGCUCAGCAAUAGCACAGUGCUUUACUGCAGAGACGGUCAUUUACUACUUUAUAAAGAGGCACAGUCCAGGAUGAGUCGUUCGCUGGGCCUGGUGACAAUAAAAUCUGAUUUUGGACUAACAAGGACAUUUUCAAUUACGAAACAUUCAGGAUAUUCUUAUAACACGAUGAGAUGACAUGAUAUGUCAAAACCUCAAGGAAAAUUUGAUUUCUCAGUUCAUGGCUGAGUUUAAAGUGGACAAGUAACACAAUUGACAGACAAAGUUAAUUUUUAGUUUUGGACCCAGCAGUAACAAGAUCGUAAAGACAUUUCAACCACACCUUUUACUCAGCUUUAUCCACGUCUAUUCAUCAUUUUAACCACAAGAUGUCGCUGCAAAACCAUAAACAGUCCACACAUGGCAACACGACCACAUGUGUUUUUAAAUGGACAGCUUGGAAACUUCUCAAUUACAAACUGUACAUUUGUCUAGCUGUGAAAAACAACCUCAUGAUCAUUAGCAGGAUGAUCAUUUUAUACCUGAUGAUGACACAAUGACACAGACUGGCUGGUUCUAGAUGGAGCCGGUUUGUGCUUGUCCAAAACAAGCACAUCAGUUGGCUAUGCGGUAAGCUCAUGAAUAUUCAUGCCAGUAAAGGCCUGUGAGCCCAGCGUUCUUGGAAAUGGAAACAUUGGGUUGGUAAAACAUAACCGCUUCUUCUUUACAGCGAUUAAAGUCAUUCAUGUUAACUAAUUAAAGUGAUGUGUAUAGGAAAAGACAACAUCCUCACUGAAACUCCUCUUUAUGCUGCUGAUAGACUCACACAGAUGUUACAAAUAUUCAUCUUGAUUCUAUAUUAUCACUCAGGCCUAAUUGCUAGAAAAGUUUCAUCCAAAAAUAAA